Messenger RNA from Rodentolepis nana, 993 nucleotides. The record is from the annotation of a GenBank genome assembly. NCBI's taxonomy places the organism in Eukaryota, Metazoa, Platyhelminthes, Cestoda, Cyclophyllidea, Hymenolepididae.
AUGCAUACUUACUUCGCAUUUCUUUUGCUCGUUCUCGCCCCACCAAUCUCGCUGGGAAGCUUUGAUGUCAGUGAUGAUUUUAUUUAUUCUUUAGUGUGGCAAACGAAAUCGAAUACAAAGUUAGAUGAUACUUCUCCUUUGCUUAUAAAAACUCCUAACAAUGAGACUUACAUAUGCCACCUCCCAACUGUGACUAAAAAUAAACAUAUCUCACUUUCUCCGGAUUCUGAUAACCAUCCUCAUUUAAUACUCGCUGACUUCUUUGAAACCAAUCCAUGCCUUUAUAAAGUCGAAGGAUACUGGACCUAUGAGUUGUGCCAUGGUAAACACAUUCGUCAAUUUCGUGCCGAGGGUUCUGGCCCGAAAACUACUCGCAUCAUCAAAGAGUUCUAUCUUGGUCGCGCAUCUGAACCCAAAACGCAAUUAAGUGAAAAGGAGAAUGAAUCCGGGGAGGAGGAGACGGCGGAGAAACAUGAGAAUUUAGAGAAUUCUGAACCGAAGUCUAUUCAUAUCAAUGGUCGGGACUUCGCCUAUUAUCAAGUCGAAUAUGUGGAUGGAACAGGGUGCGAUUUGACAGGGCUUCCACGCAAAGCUAUCGUAGCGUAUGUUUGUCUUGAGGAAUCCGAUGGUGAACUCUUCCAGAUAAGUGAGCUAGAGACAUGUGUCUACCAGCUCAUUGUUUUUACUCGACAUCUCUGUUCAUCUCCUCGGUAUAAUUCCCACAAGUUGCAUUCGAAUCCCAUCACCUGCGUACCAGAGGACAAGGACACACCUCUUAGACCAGUAGCUUUUGAUGCCCUGGAGAAAGAAAAGGAGGAGAUGAUAUCACUGGGCGAAAAUGAACACUUGGAGGGAAUUUUUGGUGCUUUACGAGUGAAAGGUCUGAAGGUAUGUCAAAUUUCUUCCUUAUUAGCAGUUAUCAAACACCUAAUGUGUUGGUCUAUAUAUUUUAAUUUACUUAAAUUGAAUGUUAGGCUUUAUUUUUUUCAAUGA